This is a messenger RNA of Miscanthus lutarioriparius, 2289 nucleotides long. The record is from the annotation of a GenBank genome assembly. NCBI's taxonomy places the organism in Eukaryota, Viridiplantae, Streptophyta, Magnoliopsida, Poales, Poaceae.
AUGUCAUCCUCCUCCGCCGCCCACGCGGCCGCGCGCCCCGUCCUCCGCACCUUCACCGCGCUCCUCAAGCUCUGCGCGGCUUGCGCCGACCUCGCCACGGGCCGCGCCGUCCACGCGCAGCUGACCGCGCGGGGGCUCACCUCCGAGUCCCUCGCCGCCACGGCCCUUGCCAACAUGUACUUCAAGUGCCGCCGCCCCGCGGACGCGCGCAGGGUGUUCGACCGCAUGCCCGCCAGGGACCGCGUCGCCUGGAACGCGCUCGUGGCCGGGUACGCGCGGAACGGGCUACCCGCGCUCGCGAUGGAGGCGGUCGUCCGGACGCAGGGGGAGGAGGGAUGGGAGCGGCCCGACUCCGUCACGCUCGUGUCGGUGCUGCCGGCCUGCGCCGACGCCCGGGCACUCCGCUCUUGCCGAGAGGUCCACGCGUUCGCGCUCCGUGCGGGGCUCGAUGAGCUCGUCAAUGUCUCCACGGCGGUCCUUGACACCUACUGCAAGUGCGGUGCGGUCGAGGCGGCGAGGGCGGUCUUCGAUUGGAUGCCGGUCAGGAACUCCGUGUCUUGGAACGCCAUGAUUGAUGGGUAUGCUGAGAACGGGAACGCCACGGAGGCUCUGGCUUUGUUCUGGAGGAUGGUCCAGGAGGGUGUGGAUGUGAUGGAUGCGGCUGUGUUGGCAGCAUUGCAAGCGUGUGGGGAGCUUGGAUGUCUCGACGAGGCGAGGCGUGUCCAUGAGCUACUUGUGAGGGUUGGCUUGAAGUCCAAUGUGUCGGUGAUGAACGCGCUUAUCACCACUUACUCAAAGUGCAAGAGGGCAGACCUUGCUGCCCAGGUGUUCAAUGAGCUGGGCAUAAAAAAGACACGGAUCUCGUGGAAUGCCAUGAUCCUCGGCUUCACGCAGAAUGGAUGCUCCGAGGAUGCAGAGAGGCUCUUCGCUAGGAUGCAGAUGGAAAAUGUGAAACCAGAUUCGUUCACCUUAGUCAGCGUGAUUCCUGCAGUCGCGGACAUUUCUGACCCGCUGCAGGCAAGAUGGAUCCAUGGGUAUUCUAUCAGGCACCAACUAGACCAGGAUAUCUAUGUCCUGACGGCCCUUAUCGACAUGUACUCCAAAUGUGGGCGUGUCACCGUAGCUAGAAGGCUCUUCGAUUCUGCAAGGGACAGGCAUGUUAUCACCUGGAAUGCGAUGAUCCAUGGUUAUGGUUCGCAUGGUUUUGGCCAGGUUGCAGUUGAGCUAUUUGAAGAGAUGAAGGGCACUGGCAGUUUGCCCAACGAGAUAACAUUCCUCUCUGUCCUUGCAGCUUGCAGUCAUGCUGGUUUGGUUGAUGAAGGGCGGAAAUAUUUUGAUAGCAUGAAGGACUAUGGGCUUGAACCUGGAAUGGAGCACUAUGGUACCUUGGUGGAUCUUCUUGGACGAGCUGGGAAGGUAGAUGAAGCUUGGUCUUUCAUCCAAAACAUGCCUAUAGAACCUGGCAUUAGUGUUUACGGUGCAAUGUUAGGUGCUUGCAAGUUGCACAAGAAUGUUGAAUUGGCUGAAGAAUCAGCACAGAGAAUCUUUGAGCUGGGCCCAGAGGAGGGGGUGUACCAUGUCCUCUUGGCAAACAUUUAUGCAAACGCUUCAAUGUGGAAGGACGUUGCGAGGGUGAGGACUGCUAUGGAGAAGAAAGGACUCCAGAAGACUCCUGGAUGGAGUAUUAUCCAGCUCAAAAAUGAGGUCCAUACCUUCUACUCCGGAAGCACAAAUCACCAGCACACAAAGGAAAUAUAUGCAAGGCUGGCUAAGCUCAUUGAAGAGAUCAAAGCUGUGGGAUAUGUGCCAGACACUGAUUCGAUACAUGAUGUGGAAGAUGAUGUCAAGGCACAGCUGCUUAACACCCACAGUGAGAAGCUUGCCAUUGCAUAUGGGCUCAUUCGAACAGCCCCUGGCACGACAAUUCAGAUAAAGAAGAACCUUCGAGUUUGUAAUGACUGUCAUAAUGCAACCAAGUUAAUAUCUCUAGUGACCGUACGGGAAAUAAUCAUGAGAGAUAUUCAACGCUUUCACCAUUUUAAGGAUGUCACUCUCACAAAUCAUGAAUGCUUCUAUGGAGGAGCUGGCUCGAUGACCAGGAAUUGUGAGUGGAAGAUAAAACAACUCUAUGAUACCUUCCAUGAGCCAUUCAAACGGGCUUCUGCCUGCCCAAACCUUGUAGUACCGGAUACCCCAGACCCCGAGAGAAAGCAAAAGGUUAACCUUCAUCUACAGAUGGCAGUUUGUAAGAAAAGCCAGACGCGGCAAAGAAGAAAGGUUCUAACGUAA